Amphiprion ocellaris (clown anemonefish) is the source of this 997-nucleotide messenger RNA. RefSeq names its product transmembrane protein 256 (gene tmem256). Lineage: Eukaryota; Metazoa; Chordata; Actinopteri; Pomacentridae. The record is from RefSeq and is a predicted model, not a curated record. Bases 66 to 344 code for a protein of 92 amino acids. The transcript has 5 exons.
AAGUUCGUGAACGCAACAUUACGGUUACUCGUCUUCCGGUUGUUGGAUAAACGCAGCUACGCAACAUGAACGCUUCUGUUGUGGUCCGAAGGUUAGCGGCUCUGUCCGGGGCCUCGGCGGUGGCAGCUGGGGCGUACGGAGCUCAUGGUUUCAAAAACAGUGACCCAGAUGACUACCAGAGAGUGCUAUUUGAAACUGCCAACAAGUACCAUUUUUACCACAGCCUGGCCCUGCUGGGAGCUGCCCACUCUGGCAAACCUGCUGUGACCGUUUGUCAGACCGGUCACGCCCCUCGCCGUCCAGUGGUCUCUGGAGGAUGGAAUCCCAGGCCGGUACCAUCCUGAUCGCGGGCAUGGGGAUGUUCUGUGGCGCUUUGUACCACCAGGCUCUGACAGGGGACCCCGGCCUCCGCAAAGUGGCUCCCAUUGGGGGCGUCGCUAUGAUCGCCGGCUGGCUGGCCAUGAUUCUCUGAACUGUGACAGCUCACGUCUUCUCCAAGGGGCCACUAUGUGACACUAAACUGUCAGACUGCUAAUGGAUGAACUGGAGAGCUUGUAAGAGUUUGGCUGAGGGGCAGCGCUGAGUUAUAAUGUCACCCAUCCAACCGCUGCCUGCCUUGGGCUGUGGGUGUCACCAGGAGAUAAGGUCACAACAGGAUUAUCACUUUUCGACCAUUGCUGUCUGUUUCUGACUGAGGCCCUUUGAUGAGUUAAACUGGAGAAGAAGAAGAAUUUAUUGCUUCAAAAUAAAAUGCUGUGAAUUGUUUUUAUCUUUAGUAGCAUUUUAGUGUUGCACUCAGAAAGAAAAUCAUUAAUAAGCUAACAUACUUUUCAGUAAUCAAGUAUAGUCUUGUAAUUAUUCUGUUUUUACUGUAUUUUCCCCUACUGCAGUAAAUACAGUUGAUAUGUAUCUGUAUAUUUAAACAGCAUAGGUGGCCAAAUAGAGUAAAAAUGAAUGCGAAGGAUUUCAGUUCAAAUAAAUAUUUUUUAUUACGCAA